AUGGAGUUCCAAGUAAGGGACUACGUUUUUCUCCAAGUUUCAUCAUUGAAAGGAUUAAAACAGUUUGGGAAGAAGGGCAAGUUGAGCCCUAUGUUUGUGGGACCUUUUUUGAUCCUAGAGACUAUUGGACAUGUAGCUUAUAGAUUGGCUUUUCCCCCAUCCCUGUCAGGAUUUCAUGAUGUAUUCCAUGUAUCGACGCUUCAGAAAUUAUCCUACGAAGAGCAACCGGUUCACAUAUUUGAUAAGAAGGACAAAGUCUUGAGGAACAAAACUAUUCCAUUAGUUAAAGUGCUAUGGAGGAACAACAAAGUGGAAGAAGCGACUUGGGAAUUAGAGUUGGAUAUGCGAGAAAACUAUCCAGAGUUGUUCAGGUAA
Humulus lupulus (European hop) is the source of this 375-nucleotide messenger RNA. RefSeq lists its product as uncharacterized. The coding region runs from base 1 to 375 and encodes 124 amino acids. NCBI's taxonomy places the organism in Eukaryota, Viridiplantae, Streptophyta, Magnoliopsida, Rosales, Cannabaceae. The transcript has 2 exons. The record is from RefSeq and is a predicted model, not a curated record.